AUGGAUUAUAAGGCUGCUCAUCCUUCCUGCUUUCUUAUUCAUUCUUUGACCAUGGGGAACCAGCUCCUGUUUUGUACUCUGUUGGCACUGAUUCCUGCUCUUGUAACAUCCGAUUUUUUAAUCUCUAAUAUCAGAAACAUCAAGGUAAGAAUACAUGGAAGCAGCGAUUGAAAUAAUAGGAUUGAUACAAACAAUCCCAUGUUGGCAUUGAAAUGCCAUCGAAAGUGAAGUGAAAAAAGAUUUAGAAAUUUGGUCAAAUUUGAAGCUUUCACUGCUGGGCCGUAUUGCUGCGAUAAAAAUGAAUGUAUUGCCUAGAAUGUUGUUUUUAUUUCAAACAUUGCAAAUUGUGGACAAAAUGGAUUGUUUCAAGAGGUGGCAGAAAGAUAUUUCUAGAUUUGUCUGGCAGGGCAAGAAGCCUAGAAUAAAAUUUAAAAUACUAACGGAUGCAAAAGAAAGAGGUGGAUUUGCCCUGCCAGACCUCAAACUUUAUUAUGAAUCAGCAGCUUUUUGCUGGUUGAAAGAAUGGCUGCUUCUUGAAAACACUGACAUUUUGGAUCUAGAAGGUUUUAACAAUGUAUUUGGAUGGCAUGCAUAUUUGUGGUAUGAUAAGGUCAAAGCACAUCAAGCAUUUAAAAACCAUAUUGUCAGGAAAGCGCUGUUUAAUGUUUGGAUAAGAUAUAAGGAUUUAUUAGAAAACAAAACUCCAAGCUGGCUGUCACCAAUGGAAGCGAAAGCCUUGAAAAAGCUCAAUAUGGAGGUCAAACGGCCGAAAUAUUGGGAAAUUUUGGAACAAGAUGGAGAUAGACUGAAAUUGCAGAGUUUUGAAAAACUAAAAAACAAAGUGUGAGACUGGCUUCAUUAUUUUCAGAUAAUGGAGGCAUUUAAAUUGGACAAGAAAAUUGGCUUCCAGGUGGAAAAAUCAAAAUUAGAAACUGAACUGUUAGAACCCAAAACUAAGAAUUUGUCAAGAAUGUAUAACUUGCUGCUAAAAUGGAACACUCAGGAUGAAACGGUAAAAUCUGUUAUGAUUAAAUGGGCACAAGACGUUGGACACAACAUUAUGUUCGCUGACUGGGAACAGUUAUGGACCACAGGUAUGAAAUUUACGGCAUGUAAUGCCCUAAGAGAGAAUAUUAUGAAAAUGAUAUACAGGUGGUACAUAACCCCAGUCAAGCUUGCAAAAAUUUAUCAUUUGCCCGAUAAUAAAUGUUGGAAAUGUAAAGAAACUGAAGGUACAUUUUUUCACCUUUGGUGGACGUGCCCAAAGAUUAAGGCUUUCUGGGAAAUGAUAUAUAAUGAAUUAAAAAAGGUAUUUAAAUAUACCUUCCUCAAGAAACCAGAGGCCUUUCUCCUGGGCAUAGUCAGCCAAACGGUGUUUAAAAAGGAUAGAACUUUCUUUAUGUAAGCAACAACAGCAGCAAGAAUACUCAUUGCAAAGUAUUGGAAGACACAAGAGCUUCCCACACUGGAGGAAUGGCAGAUGAAACUGAUGGACUAUAUGGAACUGGCGGAAAUGACUGGCAGAAUCCGUGACCAGGGAGAAGAGUUGGUGGAGGAAGACUGGAAGAAAUUCAAAGACUAUCUGCAGAAACAUUGCAAAAUUAAAGAAUGUUAGAGUGAUGUUGGAUUGAAAAUAAGUGGCUUCCAGCUGUACAGGAUUUAAAGUUAUAUAUAGAUCAAGAUUAAGGAUUAGGAUUAAAAAAGUUAAAGGAAAUGGAAAUUUGGUCUUUAAGAGGUAAAAUUUAAUGUUAUAUUAUAUUAAGAUUAAAGAUUGGGAUUAAGAAAGAGGGAAAGAAAUUGCUGGACAAACAAUUUGAACUGGAAUACAAAAGAGGGAGGUAUGAGGAGGUCCAGAAAAUAAGUAAAUUUAAAAAUGGAGAUGAAAAGGUGGUAUUGUUUUUAACUGUUUUCUUUUUUCUUUUUUCUUUUUUUUCUGGAUUAUGUAUUGUGUACUUUUGAAUUGUGUAUUUCUUUUUUUAUUUUCAAUUUUUUUUAUCGAUGUGUUCUUUUUAUUGGAAACCUUAAUAAAUAUCAUUUAAAAAAAAGAAAAGAAAUGCCAUCGAAAGGCUUCAGGGGCAGGGCUUUGCAAGUGUAAAUGUUUUUCUUCCAGUGCAUGAAUAUCCCUAGGACAAAAACAGAGUGAUGUAUGGAUUAUUUCUCCUUGUAUCAAAGUAGACUCCCAGAUAUCCUAGAUAUUAUCUCUUGUACUCAAAGGAUCCCUAGAUGCCAGGUGUGUCCAUUGGCAUUAUAAGCAUCUAGGACUGCAAUGCUAUACACACUUCUGUGCGAGUAAGGGCCCUUGAAUUCAAUGGGACUUACCUCUGAGAAGAUAGGGUUGCACUAUAGGUUACAAUUCAGAUAAUGGGUAAGUCAGAUCAGUAGAGGCCCUGCCGCUAGUUUUGUAAUGCCCAUGUUCCAUGUUGAGUGGUGAAAGGUUGGGAGACACUGCUGUCUGAACUCCUGCAGACCUGUUGCCAGUAAGAUUAGACGAUACUGAGCUAAAUGGACCAAUGGUCUGGCUUGGUAUAAGACAGCUUCCUAUUUUCCCCAUCUCUUCUGCACCUAGUCUCCAGAAUGAUCAGAACGAACCCUCAGAAUAAAGUGGACAAAUGCUUGGAGUCAGAGAUGGGCUCGAUGAGGGCUAAUAAACUGAAAUGCACCUAUUAGUGUGAGCAUUUCCAAAUCAAUAUGGUAAUAAUGAAAUCUAUUAUUUUGUUUUUCUUUACAGAAAAGAAAUGUUGCAAAUAAUGUAAGUACUCGUCUUAUUUUUAAACUUAGGUUGUUCUUGGCAUAUAGGGGAGGAUAGCCUGAGGGGAGAUUACGUGCUCUGCCUGGUUUUUAGUGUUUAAUUUCCCAAUCUCAGCACUGAAAUCAGGACACGAAACCUCUCUUCCUUUCCACAGACCAUUUGAUUGUGACACCCCCCCCCACACACACCUUCAGUAUGUGGUGUGAAGAUAAUAUGUUUAAUAUGAUGUCCCUUUUUCUUGUACAGUGGUACCUCUGGUUAAGUACUUAAUUCGUUCCGGAGGUCCGUACUUAACCUGAAACGGUUCUUAACCUGAAGCACCACUUUAGCUAAUGGAGCCUCCUGCUGCCGCCAGAGCACGAUUUGUGUUCUCAUCCUGAAGCAAAGUUCUUAACCUGAAGCACUAUUUCAGGGUUAGCGGAGUCUGUAACCUGAAGUGUAUGUAACCCGAGGUACCACUGUAUUUUGUACUGCUUGUCAAUCAAUGAUAUGUCCUAGGAUGUAAGUCUGAAAAUCAAUAAAAGGUUUUUUUAAAAAAAAUAAAAAUAUCCAUCUGCACACUCCUUAGAUAUCCUCUGUAAAGAGCAAGCAAAGGGGUUCCCAGCUCAGCACUAAGCACCACAGCGCUUUGAUCAGAGAGAAGCCCUUUGCUUGAUCUUUACCACCACCCCAGCAUUGAGAGUGGGGGAGAUGCUGCCUUUUACUCUUAAAGAGCAAACAGUGGGAUUUUGUCUCCUGAUCUCAGUGCUAAGCAGCACAGCACUCACAUUGGAGACAAGCCCUCUGCUCAGUGGCGUAGCGUGGGGGGUGCAGGGGGGGCCGGCCGCACCGGGCGCAACAUCUGGGGGUUAGGGUUAGGGGGCGCAAAUCCACGGGUUAGGGGCGCAAAUCCACGGGUUAGAGGGCGCAAAUUACUUGCCUUGCCCCGGGUGCUCACAACCCACGCUACGCCACUGCCUCUGCUUGCCCUUGACAGCAUUUUUCAGCCAUCUCCACCCCAGUAGGGACGGCAGAAAAUGCUGGUUGUUUGUAUGUGCAUGUAUGUUUGUGUGCAAAGUAUAUGCAUAAGUGUGUGUUGUGAGAGAGUGGAGUGCUCUAUGCCUGCAUGCCUCUUGAGUUUGUGUGUUGUAUGUGUGCUGAGUGUCUGUGGUCUGCAUGUAUGUGGCAUGUGUCGUGCAUGUAUGUGGAGAUACUCCCACUGCUGGCAUUGCGGCCCUUGAACAAAGAAAGGCUAGUUAACCCCUUAGUUAUAGGUACAUCCCAUUAAUGACAAAACCUUUUAUUAUUACAUUGGUUCUGUUUUAAAUAUUAAUGCUCUUAGCCCUGCUAAUUAUUUCAAGAUAUGGAAUUUGCAAUGCAAGAUAGGAAAGUUUCAUGGUCAGUGGUCAAGGAUGAUGACAGCUGUAGUCCAACAGUAUCUAGAGAUUGGGAAUCAAUCCCUUCAGUCAAUUUGGGUUUCCCUGAAUUGUAGAAAGAAUGCAUGUUUUUGAAAUGUAAUGCUGCAAUCAAACUUUGUUCAGCACAUAUUUGCCUAAGUUGCUUAAUAAAUCAAGGACAGGGGAAAAAGUAUGUAGAAAUAAGGGGUUAAAUAAACAAGCAGGAAGAACAAACAAAAAAUCAGCACUAAGUUCCCUUUUCUUUUGGGGAUAGGUUGAGGGUUUGCUGCAUGUACAGGACCAAAAGUACACAUGUGUAUUGUGCCUGCUGGGCAACUGGGAAGCAAUGAAAGGUUAACAACAACCCCCUUUCUUAUCAAAAUCUGAGCCACUACUAUGGUUUUGAAGUAACAAAAAUAAAAAUAAAAUGGAGUGGAGUGGGGGGAAUCAAAUGAAGGAUCUGCUAUACUAGGAGAGUUUUUGUCCUUAGAUAGAAAAAGCACUCAAGAGCAAGGUUAAGCUUGUCACUUGACUCCUGGUAGUCUCUACAAUUCCUCUCUGAAGUAUUAGUUAGCAAUAUUGUCAAUAAAGAAAUACCUCUCCUCCUCAGGGCUACUUCACACUGUAAUGUUUCUGGGUGGGUCCAAUAACAAGCACCAAUAAUGACUCACUCGCUGGAUCAUCACCUUGUUGUGGUGAGUGGGAUUGCCCAUUCCUAUGACCCUUGUGAGUGAAGCUGUCAAGAGUCUUGUACUCCCAGCAGGGUCACCCAAGGCAGUAAGGUCAAAGGGAAAGAGCUAGACAAAGAAUGAUCCAAGAAGUCCUCAAUGGCAGAACAGGUGAAAGAUAGCAAGUGGUAUGUUACAAUGGCUGUGAAGGUGGAUAAAGGCUGCAGCAGAUAAGAAUCUACCAAUCAUUGUGACACUGCGAAGACUGUGUGUUGGUCAACUGAUCUACACACUUAAAACAAAUUCACGCACAGGUGUCUUCCAAAAACCCAUCCUAAACCCCAAUCCAAAUGUCCCAUGGUGAUCAGCAAAUGCUAAUGGGGGCAGGACCAUGAAAUCUGGAAGCCCCUAGACAUGAACCAGCACAUGGUCAGUGGAUACAGAUUCAGUUGUUCUGAUUCAAGGAAUGAGGCAGUUGAGUACCUCAGCAGGAUCCACUCUGUUCACCCUGAGAAGGGGGAGGGGCUAGACUGGCUUGGGAAGACAGGUGAACUAAUGCCAGUGUACUGGAAGAAGCAAAGAUCACCAGUGCUGAAGCAAGGAUUCUUCAGCACCAACUUUGUUGGACUGGUCAUGUUGUUUGGUUGCCUGAUUAUCAUCUUCCAAAGCAACUACUCUAUUCUGAACAUAAAAAUGGAAAGUGUAAUGCUAGUGGUCAACAAAGGAGGUUUAAAGACUCCCUGAGAUCUAGGGGUAUAGGGUGGUAUACAAAUUUAAUAAAUAAAAAUAUAACAAUAGCACUUUGCCAGUGUAGUAGUGAGGAUAAUGUUAUUCCAUCUUUUGUAUCAAAAAUAUCAAGAAAAUGAAUGGUAAUUCUAUUUACUGUUUCAUUUCUGUUCUACGUUGAGGGAUUAAAACGGUGUACUGAAAUAAAUAUUUGAUUUAUACAUAUCUUGCUCAUUCAAAUUCUGAUUGGUUAUUGUUUCACUAUUGCAUCAAACAAAUGGUGGUGAUUUUUAGUUUCUCUGUCUCUCCAGAUCACUGAUGAAAUAGAUAUUUACAGCCUGAAAAUUGAGUGCUUCGUUACCUCCCGAUUUUCCCACAAUGUCAUCACUAGUCGAGCUGUCAAUCGUGCCAAUGUCUCCAAGGAAGCCUUAUUUGAUGUGGAGCUUCCAAAGACGGCUUUCAUCACCAACUUCACCAUGUGAGUACAACUUACUUUCUAAACAACUGUCUUGAGGAAUUGAGCACAAUACAACUCAGUCUUCGUAGACUUAAAAUACUUGGUGUUUCAUUAUUUCCUUUGCUUUCCAUCUGAUUUCUUUAGUUAAAGGGUGAUGGUUAGUUUACAAAUAGGCUCAGUUGCCCUGAAAAUAUAUCUGUGAUGUUUCCCCCCUCACAAUGACUGGUCAAGGCAUGUUGCAACUUGGAUUUCACAUGUGAUAGGAAAAUUGUUGCAGUAAAUGUGUUGAGUGAAUGUCUGCAGUUGCUCAGCUGGUGGGUUAAAUUUUCCUCCUCUGCACUUUUCUUUCAACUUGUCCAACACUUGACCCAACACUGUUUUAACAAUGAGCCCUCUUUGUGGAAUGAGUUUUCCUCAUGACUGCAUAUUUGGUAAAAACUACAGUUUCCUCAUAUAAUACUUAGCCUAACGUUUACCAACCUGGUGCCUUCCAGAGGUUUUGGGCUGCAAUUCUUAUGAGCUAAAGCCAGCACGGACAAUGAUCCAAUAUGAUGGAAGUUGUAGUCAAAAAAACCUCUGAAGGGCACCAGCUUAGGGAAGGCUGCUCUACCUCAAGCUUCCUGUGAACAAAGACACUUAUGCACAAUAACAGAACAAUGCAUUUUAUCGUUUCAGCUGCAAAACUCUGCCACUGUGCUGCCUUGCACUGUUCAGGAGAGCUGUGCCAGUGCCAGUGUUAGGAGGGUGGAUCUGUGGGUUUGUCCCAUCACACCAACUGCUACUGCUCAGCUACAUUGGCACAUGAGUUUAUCAAAAGUCUUCUUUGGGGUAAUAGCCGCCCCUUCCUUCUCAGAGGAACCCAGGAAGCUUCUUUCCAUCUAGCCCAGUGUUGUCUACUAAUUGGCAGGAGCUUUCUAGGGUUUCAGACAGAACUCUGUCUCAGUGCAGGGAUUGAGCCUGGGGUUUAAGCAUGGAAAGCAAGUACUCUGAGCUCAGACCCUUCCUCUUUGACUGCAAAACAAUUGAUAUUCUACUACAUGGUAUUUAAUACACCUAACCCAGGGGUGUUGGGUGUAUUAACGGCAUUGUUGUUGGUCUCAGCCUCCAAUCAGACUUCAACAACAUGGCCAAAGGUCAGGGAUGAUGACAGCUGGCAUCCAACAACAUUGAAAAGUCACCACACUGGAUGCCCCUGGCUUAAGACACAUGAAAACAUUCAUCGUUUAAACAAAUGUACAAUGUACCCAGAAAAAGACGAAUUCCUGUAAACUGUAACGUGGAGGGAGGCAAUGUGAUUUACAAAGAAGCCAAUGAAAUUAUUUUCAGAUAUCUGCAUAGGAGUUCAGAUAUUUACCUGCUGUUUCUUCUCUAGGACCAUUGAUGGUGUCACCUACCCUGGAACAAUAAAGGAAAAAGAGGCUGCGCAGCAACAGUAUCAAAAGGCAGUUUCAAGAGGACAGACUGCAGGUCUUGUAAAGUGAGAGUGAGACCCUUCCAUAUCCUGAUAGUUUAUUUACACUCAUAGAAUCAUAGCAUUAUAGAGUGGGGAGGGACCCUGAGGGUCAUCUAUAUGGUUUUUGGGUUUAUAUUUUUCAUUCUUAUUUUGUGAACCUCCUUGAGAUCUAUGUCCACAGCAUUCUCCUAAUCCACCAAGUUUGUAACUCGACUCAAAAAAAGGAAUUGGAUUUGUCUGGCACAAGUUGUUUUUGAGAAACCCAUGCUGGGCUUUAGCGAUCACUGCAUCCUUUUCUAAGUGAUCACAGACUGACUGUUUAAUUAUCUGUUCUUGGACCUUUCCUGAUAUUAAUGUCAAACUGACUGAUUUAUAGUUACCUGGGUCUUCUCCCCUCCCCUCGCAACUUUCUGAAGAUAGGUACAACAUUUGUCCAUCUCCAGUCUGCAGGGACCUCACCUGUGCUCCAAGAAUUAUCCAAGAAGAUUAUAGACAGAGCCUCUGUGUUAACACCCCCAAGCUCCUUUAGUACCCCUUCAGUGAAGCUCAUCAGACCCUGGAGAUUUGGAUUUUUUUAAAAAAGUUGACAGAUCUAAGGGUUUCAAUGGGAUUGUUACUUUUGUAACAUUAAUGCUGUUAAUCUUGUAACAAACUUCUUUUUAACCUGUGAAGGGCUUCUGGAAGAAAAACUGAAAAAUUCAGUGUUUCAGUCAACAUUGCAGCAGCCAGCAAAGUCACUUUUCAGCUGCAAUAUGAGGAGCUAUUGAAGAGAACCUUUGGAAAAUAUGAAUUGUUUCUAAAAGUAAACCCGAAGCAGCUUGUCAAUAAAUUUGAGGUAAUGUACCUAUUAUAUCAAAUGGAACUGUUGUAAAAGUUCGCCAAAAUUGUAUUAAAUGAGUGACGAAAGCUCAAAGAACUGAAUGCAUCUUGUUAAAGAAGAUAGGUGAUUGGUUCUGAGUUACUUCUCUUUGCUGCAAGGGUGUUUGCUGUAGUUAAGAUGCUUAACUCCAUCCGAACUGUAGUAUCUGUGACUUUGUCAAUUACAGCAUUAUUCAAAUUAACAUUUCAGAUCGAGGCAAACAUAUUCGAGCCCCAGGGCAUCAGCUUUCUGGACGCAGAAGGAUCUUUCAUCACCAAUGACUUGUUACCAGUCAUACAUAAGUCUUUCUCAGGGAAAAAGGUAUGUUUUACAAUGAUACAUAAGGACAGUUCCACAGCACUAAAAAUGUUCACUAAACUUGAGAUAGCAAUAAUUAAUUGGGAGGUCUGGGCUAGAUGUUUAUUUGUGGGCUAGAUGUUUAUUUCAGAGUAUUUAAUCUUCAAGGUACUUACUCUCUUGCAAUGUUAUUGUUCAUGUUUUCAACAGUAACGCCAGGUGAAGAACAAAAAACCUUUCAUAACUGUUUGUUAAAAUUUCACAUGGAUGGAUGCUUGUGCUUUCAGGGUCAUGUUUCUUUCAAGCCUACUAUGGACCAACAGCGAACUUGUGUAGAUUGUCAAACAACACUGUUGAGUGGAGAUUUUGUCAUAAAAUACGAUGUGAACAGAGAAACCCCAGGCAAUUUACAGGUAAACAGAACUGAUGUGAACUGAUGUGCCAGUGGAUGUGAUUGUAAUGUCAUCCAACACUUGUUUUUGUUUUUGUUUUGCAGAUGGUCAACGGGUACUUUGUACAUUUCUUUGCACCACAAAAUGUUUCACAUUUGCCCAAGAAUGUUGUUUUCAUUAUAGAUAUCAGUGGCUCAAUGUCCGGACGAAAAAUAGAUCAGGUAACCAAGUACUCUAAAAUCAACUUGUAAUGUAACCAACACUUAAGUUAAUGGAGAGAGGGUGUCUCAUAAUCAUUUAUUCCAAGCAGUUUAGACAGAAUGCCUGCAGAGUUUAGUGGAUGCUUUUGCUGAGUAUAUACUUAAGUCAUUUAGAGCCUGGCUGCAGGAUUAUUUAAGGUUUUGUGAUUAGGGCAAUUAGGGAAAUUGCUAGUAGACAACUCACCUUAUUUGAGAAACCAUUGUUUUCUGGAGAAACCGUAGAAAAGAUAUUCUAUUACUAAUUUGUAAACUAUUACUGUCCCCUUUUAACUGUCCCCUAUAGACACUGUGAAAUAGCAGUAACAGCAAAGAGAAAGAACAGAGGACAAAAAUCCUACAUCAUGGAAACACAGUAAUAAAAACAUCCCGUCUCUGUCACUUCCCACAAUGUGGAAUGAAAACCUACACCGUCAUGUGAUAUAAACAAUCCCAUGACUGCAACACGGUGAAUGAAUCCUAACACCCCUCACUGAUAUGUUGGAGAGGGUGUCAGUUAACUGGUACCUGUUAUCAUUUGGGGAGGAGACUACCCCUUAAUAUAGCAAUUUUGGUUCUUCAUCUUUGUGGAAAUUGGCAAAAUUACUAAACAGCACUUUAACACUUUGUCCACAUUAAUAAUGACCUGAUAUGCUUGCUUAUGCAAGCAGCGAGAACUAUUAUAGUAAGACACUGGAAGAACCUAGAAGGAGUAAAUGUUAUAAAUUGGUAUAGAAAGGUAUGGCAGACUGCACUAUUAGAAAAAAUUGACAAAUAGAUUGAGACUUCCACGGGGACAAAUUUAAAAAGACAAUUUUAAUGCAACUUGAGUUGACUUUAUAGAUUUUAUGAGCACAGCCACAAUUGGUAAUCUUAUGGCAGCAGCUUUUCAUAUUGUAUAACCUCCCCUUCCUUUGGUGAACUGGGAGAAAGGGAAAGAUUUCUUUUAUAAAACCUCUUUAUCAUAACAUCACUUAUACUACUGGUGCUCUAGCUGUAUUACUAUUUUGAAUUAAGGUUUAAUCAUUUCUAUUACUUCCAUUAAUCUCAAAGUAUUAUUUAUUUUAAGAUUUUGCACUAUAUUUUGGGUUGUGUGAAUCAUGAUUUACUAUAUAUUAGUUGUAGUUUGAUUAGUUUGUUGCAUUCUUCUUCUUCUUUUUUUGGUAUGUUAUACUGGUGUAACACCAAAUCAGUUAUUGAGCACGCUACUCUUAUGGAAAUUCCAAUCUUGGUGUUUUAUAACUCUUAUUGUGGGAAAAUAUUUGGUGUUCUUAUUGUUAAAGAUGUGAUAAGCAUUUUUUUAUUAAAAAAAUAUCGCUGAUUGUCCAGUAGAGGUGGAAAGAAGGGAGUUCCCCACUGCAACUCUCCUUGCCCAUGAAACAGUUGAUUGAUGAUAUCCUCCUAUUCUACAAGAGCUCAAUGCUCACAGAAGAUGCCCAGCAGUUUCCCACCAAGGACUCUAUAUAAGAGUCCAGGGUAUCCAGAGCUGCCACAGAACUCUUGAGAGCUCCCAGGGUCAUGCCUUGCAAGCUGUUGUCUCUGCAAGCACUGAGCUCCAAAUGAAGCCUUAUAUGUUUUCUAGACCUGGAGUUCCAUAAACACCACCUCUCCAAAAGAGCUAACUUAGCUCAGUUGGUUAGAGCAUGGUGCUGAUAAUGCCAAGGUUGCAGGUUUGAUCCCCGUCUGGGACAGCUGCAUAUUCCUGCAUUGCAGGGGGUUGGACUAGAUGAUCCUCAGGGUCCCUUCCAACUCUACCGUUCUAUGAUUCUAUGAUUCUAUCUUAGCUUGUUAUGCAGCCUUUGGGGGCUAGGGAAACAUGAAAGACUCCUCUUCUGAUUCAGAGGAGGGAGGCAAGCCUGAGUCCUCCAGUUGAGGGAGUCCCAUUCUAUAUCUGUAUACAGGUUCAAAAGUGCCAGGUGGGAAGAGGGAGUAAUAGUUUGUUUAGUUACCAAAGAGAUCUCAGCAAUCAGCUUACUCCAAAAUUCAGCCACCUUUGAACAAUCCCUUCAUAUGUGCUUAUAUGUACCAACUACAUGACAGUCCCUCCAACACAGUGAAGAUGUAUCAGGAUAGAGAAAACAGAGCAGUCACAGAGUAGGGUACCUGUCAUGUACUAACUUUUGAGAGAGCUCUCAAGUUUGAGCUGAAUGGAGACUUGGCCCACAGACCUUUCUUCUGCUCGUCAUCCAUCUGUAUGUCCCAGUUACAUUCCUACAAGGGCUUUUGACUCUGAGCCCCUUUAGGUUCUGUUUCUUCAUCAGUGCUCUGGCUUUAAUUGUUUGCCCUUCAUUAUUUGUACUUUAGACAAAGGAGGCAUUGUUAAAAAUAUUAGAAGACAUAAAGGAAGAAGACCACUUCAAUAUCGUGUUGUUUGAGAGUGAUGUAGUGAAAUGGAACGAUACCUUAAUACAAGCUACUCCUGAAAACCUGGCUGAAGCAAGACGCUAUGUUCAGAGUAUUUAUGCUCGUGGAUGUAAGUUGCAGGAGGAGUGGGAUUUUAUUUAUUUAACAAAUGUAAUAUUCUGCCCUUCCCUUUGAAGAACUUCAGAGCAGCUUGUAGUUAAUAAAAAAAAUAAUACAAUAUUCAGAAAUAAAACACUAAAAUAAUUAUUCUACAGCAGGACAAUAUUUCUAUCAGCAGUUCUAUUAGCUGUAUUAUAAUCAAAAAUAUAACAUUUUUAAAAAGCCUAAGUAAAUGAAAAUAUCAUUACAUGGUUUAAAAGGUUGUAAUAUUUGGUGUAAGAUCAACCUCCAUGCUGACAAUAUUCCAGAGAUAGGUUGCCACGACAAAAAGUCUAUAGUUGCCUAAUCUAUGCCAGCACAGAGAAGGGUUAUGGAGGCUCUGAACUGCUUAAAAAAACACACCCUCUGCUGAAAAGCAGGUCACUGACACAAUAGUGGUGGAUAGGCUUUUCUUAAGUUUUUAUUCCCAUUUGUUUCAGUGAAUGGCCCUGCUGCUCUUCCCCUGCCUGUAAUGUAUGCAUUUUCCUUGCAAUUUACACAAUGUUUUCAAGUAUUCUGCUACCCAUCCCUGUGAGAUGUCUGCUUACCUUAAACAGUCAGGCAGCUUUGUGGCCUGGCCUUAGCCCCACAUCAGAGAUUUGGCAGCCAGCUGGGGAGGAUUGUAGGCCUGCCUGCAGAUUUGCCAACAGCAGGCAGGCCUAGGUCUGGGGAUUCCCCACAGGGUGGGCCCAACCGGCCAAUGGGCAUCACUUGGGUCCUUCCCUGGGGAAAAUAAAUUGAGGCUGCCCAACACUCCUCUGUUUCUCCAUUGGGUCUCCCACCCUUUUUUCAAAUGCUGCUUCUUUUAUGCUGAGACCUUGCUAUGAACAUUGUUGGCCUCCAUAUUUGGGGGUCAGGCAGGAAUUUUUCCACUUGGCAAAUUGGCACUGGCUACUUGAUUUUCACCUACCUCAUAACAAUCACCACAACUUUCUGAGGUUGGGCACUGAGUAAGCCUUAGUCUUGGUUGGAGGGAAGGUUGUAGCUUCUGCCUGCCCCUCCUUGGUUAAUGGUAUCCAUGUUGCUUCUGCCCAACCCCCAGACAGGGGCUAGAGCCAUAGAACUCUUCCAGCAGGGACCCCUUGGGGGAUACCCCUAUUUGAUGUAGGUCAUAGGGCCCACGCAUGAUGUGGUUUACCCCUACAUACACUCCAAGCAAACCGUCUGGAGUUAAAUAAAUGGCUUCACCGAGUGCCUAUGCCAAACCUUUCACAACUGUAACCAAUAAAGUUGUGGCCUAUUUGAACCCCAAAACUCUAUAGCGUCUGGUUAUUUCAUUACAUAGGGAGCGACUGGGUAACGGGGUCUUGGCACAUGACACACAUGCCACAUUUCAGGCAGUUAUUGGAGUACUGAGUUUGAUUUUCAUCGUAGAAAGGCAAGGAACAAAUGGCUAAAUAAAAUACUGGCCCCAUAAGCAUCUUCCAAGACAACAAUGCCCACUUACCCCACAAAGAACUCCCAGUACGUUUCCAAGCACAAUUCAAAGUGUUGGUGCUGACCUUUAAAGCCCUAAACAGCCUCGGUCCAGUAUACCUGAAGGAGUGUCUCCACCCCCAUUGCUCAGCCCAGACACUGAGAUCCAGCACUUAGGGCCUUCUGGCGGUUCCCUCGAUGAGAGAAGCCAAGUUACAGGGAACCAGGCAGAGGGCCUUCUUGGUAGUAGCAGCUGCCCUGCGGAACACACUACCACCAGAUGUCAAAGAGAAAAAUAAUUACCAAGCUUUUAGAAGACAUCUGAAGGCAGCCCUGUUUAGGGAAGCUUUUAAUGUUAAAUAGGUUAUUGUAUUUUAGGGUCUUGUUGGAAGCCGCCCAGAAUGGCUGGGAAACCCAGCCAGAUGGGCGGUAUAAAUAAUAUAUUAUUAUUAUUAUUAUUAUUAUUACCACCCACCUACUCUCAGCAGCCCGAAACAUCAUAACCAGACACUGGAGAGACCUGUCAGGAGUAAGCAUGGACCAGCGGUAUCAAAUAGUAUGGGAAACAGCCUUACUAGAAAAAUUAACCAAUAAACUGAAAUUGACGCGGGGAAAAUAGAAGAAGAUGCCUUCACCCUGGUAUGACUCCCCUUUAUCACAUACACAGCCCAACAAGACAACGACAAGAAUCCACCAACCUGAUUCAAAAACACCCACCCACCCCACUCACACAUGAAAACAAAGUUCACCACAGCCAAUCGCAAACAAACAACCACACCCUAGGCCAGGGGUCGGCAACCCGCGGCUCCGGAGCCGCAUGUGGCUCUUUUACACCUUUGCCACGGCUCCAGGGCGGAUACUAGUGAGGGGAGAAGGCGCAUUGUGCGCCCCGACACUCCCCACUGUGGCGGGCGCUGUACUGGCUGUGACGUCGCAUGGGGGCGGUGCGUGCGUUAGUCACGCACCGUCCUGACGUCACCUUCCCGCCCUCCCGCCCGCUGCAUUGUAAGGGGCAUGCACGCUGGUCACUGCAUUGAAAGGGGGCAUGUACGCUGGUCACUGUUUUGAAGGGGAGUGAAGAACACACACACACAAAAGGUAAUUUGUUAAUUUAACGUUUAUUUCUAUGAGUAGGAGUAAUUCUGAGGGGUCAAACAAAGAAAUAAUAAUAAAAAGUGACAAAAAAAGUUAUUUUUAUAAUGGCGAGUUUUGCGGCUCCCAGUUUUUUUUUCUUCAGAAACGGGUCCAAGUGGCUCUUUUUGUCUUAAAGGUUGCAGACCCCUGCCCUAGGCCAACCCCAACUUCUCUCACCACCAAAAGAACACAAGCAAAUACCAAAGAGAACCUGCACAAGCGACGCUGACACAAAACCCCACAUAUACAUUAAGUAAAAUAGAAACAUCGCCACCGGACCCCACCCCCACUCACCAUGGCCCCCUCCACCUCUUCCCCACUUUUCUUCCUAAUGUAACACUAAUGGCUCAACAAAUGAAACUGACCUGUAGAAAAUGUAACUUGAAAAAAGAGACGUUGCACAAGAAAUCUUUAAUAAAAAAUACAUUAAAAAGAACCAUUCUGCAGUUUGAAAUCAAUUUAAUAAAACAGUUGCCUGCAACCCAAACGUCCUCUUGAAAAGUAAGGUUUUGCAUAAUGUCUGGAAGGCAAGAAGUGAGCUGUGCCUCAUUGGGGUGCAGCUUCACAGCCUGCCACAGAAAAAGUCCUCUCCAUAUUCCCAAAGAAGUGUAUUUCAGAUGUUACACUAUUCAGAUUAUCUGAAGAGGUAGACAGGUACAGGAAAUGCGAUCCUUCAGCUAAUGUAAUAUUCAUUCUAAAAGUCUAUUUGGCUCUGGCAUAUUACUGUGGCUUCUCUUUCAUCCCACAGAAGAAAAUCCACAGUUAGUGAUCAAAAGAGCUUUCUAGUCACACUCUGUUUUUACAAUUUGCUCCUCUAUGUUCCAGGGACAAAUCUUUUUGGUGGAUUAAUAACCGGAAUUGAAAUGCUGAAGGAAGCUCAGGAAGCUGGAACUUUGCCCGAAAGAAGUGCUUCUUUAAUUAUGAUAUUAUCCGAUGGCCUACCCAAUGAAGGUAUGUUUCCUGACAAGCAAAUAACUUUGACAUGUGAUAAGAUUGCUAUGGAAAAUGAUAAAUCUUCACAGAAAUUUAUAGCAGAGGUGUUAUUUCAAAUUUCAAUUGCUGCAUAUCAGAGGAGUAAGGAAUUUUCAGUAGAAAGGUCAAGAUUCACAACAUUCAAAGGCCUGCUCUUUGAUACAUUUAAUACUGCAUUGUGAAAACGUGUGUAUUUCAAAAUGAUUUUUAAUGGUUAUUUUCUGUCUGAUACUUUGUUGAAACUAUGUCAAUAUUAUUAGUGUGAGUCCAAAAGUAAGCCUUUCUUCAUUGAAGGGAUUUUCUCUAGGGCAGUGGUUCCCAAUUAGCUAAUUACUGAGGACCCCCUAUUUUUCAAAAGCAAAGCCAUGGGACUUCCGGAUCGGUCGCAAUCACGUUCAGGUCAUGAGUUCAUCCAGUGAGCUUGUUGGGACGACUCAAUCAUAGAAAAGGGUAAAAGGGGAGCGAAGGCAACGCAAUACCCAUAAAAAGGCUCAGAAAAGGGUUCUGAGCUCUGACCCAGCCAAGCUGCACAAAAAGGGGUUUCCCAACAGCUCCUGCAUUUAGUAAAGUGGCAGGGAGAGAGGGAGAACUCCAGCACUAAAUACAGUGCCUUCCCUUUCUAUGAGAUGCCUCGAAAGCCUGAGUGAUUCAGCAACAGAUCUCUCCAUAAUCUGAGACUAAAAUAAUAAGACUGCUGGCUGGCAAACAAAGAAAAGGUAUGUACAAUGAUCGGCAGGCAAUUUGAUAGCAAAAAAGGAGUCUAAUGUUACGAGGGGGAGGAAGGAGGUCACCCUCAAACAUGGUUUAUUUUUAUUUUUUUUAUAAUUGAUAUUUAUUAAGUUUUCAAAGAAUAACAACAAAAAUUUCCAAAAAAAAAAAUUGAGGAUACAAAAAACAAAAAUAGUACAUAAACAAAAAAGAAAAGAAAACCCAGCCGCAAAGAAAAAAAAGAGAAACAGAAAAACAAAAAUAUAAAGUCCUUUACAAUCUCUAUUGACUUCCUUUCUAGACUUCCUCCUCCUCCCCUCUUUUGUUUCUUAAUUUUUAAUUUUUACAGCAAAUCCUUUCUGUUUUUUCAUAACAAUCUGUCAUUACGUUUCCUUAUUCUAUUUUCCCUCUUGUCAUAUAAAAACUUUAAGACUCAUAGCUUAUAUUCAAUAUUUACCAAAUUCUUGCAUCAUUACCUUUUUACGAAUCAUUUACCAAUCCUUACUUAAGCCAUGUAAUUUCAUUCAACAUCCUUCAAACAUUUGUAAACAUUCCCAAUGUUAAAAAGUAAAAAAAGAAAAAAUAAUAAGUCAAAUUCAGUCCAGUCGGCUUCCACCCUCCCCUCCCCUGGACCCGGGAUUGUCAGUCCUUUUAACCUCGAUAAUCCAGCUCCUUAACCUGGUUGUCUCGUAUCCGAGGCCCUCAAGUCUCUUUCUUGCCCCUUUCGCCACUCUUGUUGAUGAUUCCUUUCCAGUCGUGGAUGCUCCAGCAAGAAAAUGCUUUUGACCCUUUGCAGCAAGUCCAUCCCAAACCCAUUGCCCAAGCCAGACAGCAAAUAAUACCACUUCAAAUUUCCACACAGCUUGGAGACUUCGGCUACUCCAAUCCUCUGAUAGCCCAUCACCAGACUCGGAAGGUCCAAAUAACCAUAUGGAGGGGGGGUCGAUCCAUCCCCCAUUUCCAAAUCUGACCACAUUUCAUCUUUCCAGAUCUGGUUUGUCCCAAGUUCAUUUAUCAAGUUCAAAGGCUGAUCUUGCCCGUCCAAAGGUCCCUCCAUCUCUGAAGCCUCCGUCACUACAGCAGGUUCAUAUGCUUGUAUAGCCUUUAACUGAAUUUCAUUUGUUUGCUGCUGUGCUCUGGUAACUUCCAUCAUCAAGGUCGUCUCCUGACGCAUCUGGUCCAGCUGGGCACUUAGUUUUGAAAAACCUUCCAGGAACAAUUGUUCAAGCCUUUGUACUAGCAUUGUCCUUCAAGGUCAAAGAAAGUUCUUUCCCACGACAAUAGUCCAAUAGUCCUUCUCUUUUAAUCUCUCUGCGUUGCAAUUUCACUAAAUUCCACUAGAUGGAAAUUUUUUUUUUUUUUUAAAAGGAAUAAAAGCAACAGCAACAAUCUUUCUUUUUUCCAGAAACACUUUAUCCAAAAUUCCCCCCUUCCAAAUUCAAGAGGCAACAGUAGAAUCAAAAUGUUACCCUUCUUUUAACUAACUGUCGAGCUGGAUAAACUUCAGAAUGUCAAUUCUGACAGCCCGCUCCUGGUUCAGGGCAGUGGAAAAUUGCUUUAUUUUAAACUCACUUCCGCAGGAUUGAAAAGUCCAAAUACAACCCCUUCUCUCCUGCAGUCAAAGGGGGGGUUCAGAAAUCUUAGAUGUUGAAUUCUAGUUCUCUUAGGAUUUAAUUUUCAAGCUUUAGUAUAUUUUGUCUUUGCUUUCUUCACAUAACAAAAGAACGGAAGGCGACUUCCUGUUUAGACCUUCCCAUUCCGAGUCCCAAUUAAGUUCAAUUUCAAGUCCAAUAUUAUUUGUUUAUUCACCAGUCUUAAAAGUGGUUCAACUCUUCCAAGAUCAGGUACUCACGGAUAGAUAUUUUAGAUGCCAAAUUGUCCAGGAAAAAGGCAGCGCUCUCCGAUAACGGCAGUGCGGCUUUGCUGCACGGAGGAAGCAGUCGACUCACAGCACCACGCACCUCCACUCCGGAGCCCGUUACCGGGCUCCUGUACAAGGGAGAGAGUGCUCUCGGUGCCCGCCGAGUCCCACGUCCACAGGCUUCUUCCGCCUGUGGUUUUUGCGGGUCCCCGCUGCGCCGUAGCGGCAGGACCCAAGCCUCCGUGCAGCGGGUUCCCUUCAGUCCGAAGGCAAUUCCGCCAUUUUCCGGAGGCGCCACCCCGGAAGUCCCUACCCUCAAACAUGGUUUAAAAGGACACUGUGCUCUAAAAUAUUGCGAAAAGAAGAACUUAAGGACUUAAUUCCUAAUUUGCGAAUCAAGGAUAUUGAAGUACAGAAAAUUGGAAUCUGUUGGAGACAUCUCUGAGGCGGGCAGGAAGAAGUGACUGACACGCAAAAAACUGGAGAAGUGAAACAGUACCAACAAAAAAAAGAAUGGCAAGAGAGAUUAUUUGAUUACCUUGAAUUGGCAAAAAUGAUGGAUAAAAAAAACCCAGUGCCCUCAAAUUAAAACCUGGACUUGCUUCAAAUAAUUUUUGCAAAACAAAGUAUGGUUCACGAAUACAACAUAUGGAGAAGGGUAGAAAAGAUGAAAUGAGAAAGAAACAAUUUAUCAAGUUUAAAAUCAAACCCGCGUUAAGGAGGAAGGAAGUAUUAGAAUAGAAUAAGAACUAAAGCUUGGAUAACAUAAGUCUGUGUGCACAAACUUGCGGAUUUAUGGAUCAUUUAUUUUGAUCCAGUUUAUCAUUUAUUUUGUGUUUUCUUUUGUAGUUCGUUUUUUAAGUGUUGUGUGUGUAUCUGCUGUAAUAAUAAGUUAAUAAAAAGCAUUUAUAUAAAAAAGGCAAAGCCAUGGACCCCCUACUUUUGAACAUUUUGACAACUCUGCACUAGUUACCUCUGGAAAGCAAUUUUUUGAACUAAAUGUGGGGUAGCCCAUAAUAAGCAAAAGAUUUUAAGUAUACUAAAAAAACAGACUAGGGCUGAGCGAUAUCUGGUUUUCAACAUUGUGAUAUAUCAGCAGCUAAACAUUGCAAUAUUCUGAUAUAUCACAAUGUCUUAAAUUGGAGAUCAGGCGUGGGGAUGAGGGAAAGAGCAGUCACAGAGAUUGGGGGGGGGGGGAGAGGAAGUGGAGUCACCUCCUCUGCAUGGUUUGAGUGGGAGGGGAUGGGGAUGGGGGGGUGCAUCAGCAAAGCAACCAGGGAAGAUCCACGUCCACUGUGGCUGGUGCUGCUUUCUUGCUGACUGGGAAAAGCUGCUCUGCCUCAGGGCCCAGGCAAGAUAAUGCCACGGUGCCUUGAAGUGAGGGCAAUUGACUGCCCUGUUCUGCAUCAGCAUGAGAGGAAGGCAGCUCAGAUCAGCAGUGUUAUUGGCUGAAGUCAUCGUGCGAUAUCAGUAGUACCUUGACAUUGGUUGCCCUGCUCUCCCUUAUGUGAGGAGCGAUAUAUUGCUGCAUAUUGCUGGGUCAAAAUCGUUAUUGCGGUGUGAUUUCAAAACUGAUCUUGGCCAAUAUAUCAAAAAACCUCACAGUGCUGAAACAGUCCAUAUAUCUGUGAUAUUACCAUGCAAAAAUGACAAAAAAAUUAGGCAAGGGAUGGGGCCGGGACCCCCAGGGGUCUUCAGAUCCCUAAUUGGGAACCACUGCUUCAGGGUAUCCCUGGUGUAUGGGCACAUUUAAUUGCUCGUUGUUAUCUAUACAAGUUCUGUGAUGUAUUAUAAAAAUAGUAAUUCAGUGUAUAGAUCAUGUGAGUUGGCAAGAAGUACGUUUAUUAAACAUAGUCACAUGGUUUCUAUAAGUGGCCACCUUGAAUUCCUAUCUACAAGAUGAAUGAUCCUGCUGAAUGUGUUCUAAACUUUUUUUCCUAUUUGGGAAGAGAAAAACAUUAAUACUGGUAUCUCAGAAACAAGUAUAACAGGAUUUUUGUUGCUUUUUUCUAUAAAUGUGUGUAACCAUGAGAAACCUAUUCAACAUUAAUUAUUGUCUGUGUUUUCAUACAGGAGUGUCUAGCAUCCAAGAAAUUUUACUCAGAACCAAAAAUGCAACUCAAGGGAAAUUCCCAUAUAUAAUCUUGGGUUUGGUUAUAACCUUGACUAUGGCUUUUUAGAAAGGUUGGCCACGGAGAACAAUGGAGUGGCUCGUCGUAUCUAUGAAGAUUCCGAUUCAGCCCUACAGUUACAGGUAAAAUAUGAUAACAUUAGGUGACAAUUGAUUUUCUUUUUUUAAAGGUUAAAACAGAUAAGCUACUGUUAUUUUCAGAAUGAAGACUCAUCCACUUUAGUACCUCAGCAUGGUAUUGUUACACACCACCCCAAUCUCCACAAAUGGUACAAGAUUCCAGGGUUUGCAGGAAUAUUUAACCAGCGUCUGUGUUUCCUUUUGGGACAAUGAGGCACAGCAGAUACUGAUUUAGACAUGUGUACAACCUGUGGCACGACUGAGCCAGCCCAGCCAGUUUUCAGUGGAGGAAGUAGGCAGGAAGAAACAGGAUUAACUAACAGAAGAGAGGAGCCUAGCCGAGGGCCAACUUCCCCGCCCUCAGGAAUGCUGGUUGCCAAGUCUGUCUUCUCAGGAAGAAGUUGGAGGGGAUCCAAUGAGCCCACAGAGUCGCCGCUGGGGGAGGGUGUGUGAUAGGAGGCGGAAGCAGAAACGUAAGGGGCAGAAAUCCCAUUUAAGUUGGAGGAAGGGGAGGGACUCGGCAGAAGAGUCAUCGUAAUUCAUGAGGGUGGCAGCUGGGUUAAUGCUGUCCGGCAUUAUCUGUGUACUUGAUCAAUAAAUCAUUCUCUCUACUUAACUACGCUUCCUGUGUUGUCAAGCUGAAGGCUGGAUUCCUGACAACCUGCAUUUAGAAUGAAAGAUGGCAGAGCAUUCAGAGCAUCCUAUGAGGGUCUGGCUUCCCCUAGAUUUAAAGGACAGCAAAAAAAACCACCCUCUGUGUCCCUUAGUUCCAUCCUGCCAUCCCCAUCUCACAUGGAGUUCUGCCCUUCCUUCUCCCUCUCACAGCUAACUGACUCCCUGGACCACCCCACAGGCUACGUCAUUCAAAGUUGAAACCCUAAACCUGGUUUUUGCCUCUGCCCACUAGCACCCCAGCAAAUAAGGGCCCCCACUUCUCUUUACCUGGCAGUCUUGCCCUCUGAUGGUUUCCUUGAUGGGUGAUCCCUGGCCUUUGUCGACUGCUACUGGCCCAUCCAGCUAGACUGGUGAUUGGGAGUGGCCGCCGAGACCACAUAACACUGGUCCUGAAAGAUCUACAUUGGCUCCCAGUACGUUUCCGGGCACAAUUCAAAGUGUUGGUGCUGACCUUUAAAGCCCUAAAUGGCCUUGGCCCAGUUUACCUGAAGGAGCAUCUCUAUUCCCACCAUUCAGCCAGGUCCAGCUCUGAGGGCCUUCUGGCGGUUCCCUCACUGCAAGAAGUGAGGUUGCAGGGAACCAGGCAGAGGGCCUUCUUGGUGAUGGCGCCCACCCUGUGGAGCGCCCUCCCACCAGAUGUCAAGGAAAUAAACAACUAUCUGACUUUUAGAAGACAUCUGAAGGCAGCCCUGUUUAGGGAAGUUUUAAUGUUUGAAGUUUUAUUCUGUUUAAUAUUCUGUUGGAAGCAGCCCAGAUUAUUAUUAUUAUUAUUAUUUUAUUAUUAUUUAUUUAUUUAUUUAUUUAUUAUUUAUUAUUCCCAGCUGGCUUGGCUCAUUACUCAUUACCAGGGGGGGUUCCGUGUUUGGCAAAAUUUAAUCAAACCUUGAUUAAUUCAAACUUUUACUAAAUCCAGAAAUUAUGAGGAGUCUCCACCGCCCCCCGCCCCCCCCGGCAAAUUCAUAACAGUAUUGCUAAAACAACACAACCCUGCUCUGCUUUGCUCAGCCCUAUAGAAAGGGGCCAAACAGGAGAAUAACUGUCCCUAAUCUGCCCUGGCAAGGCCACCUCUCCUCAACUCUUCCUGUUCAUAAGGACAAAAGCAAAAUUCAGCUAGAAUGUUAGGAACAACAUGUGCUUUGGAAUACCAAGAAUAUAAUGUUGUGUAUUUCCUUCGAUUCAGUAGAGAUUUUUAAGCAGAGAGGGUGGUUGCCUAAGAGGGAUGCUCAAGUGCCCGUAUGAAGAACCUUUGGCCCUCCAGAUGUUGCUGAACUACAAUUUCCUUCAUCCCUGGUCUUUGGCUAUGCUGGUUGAGGCUGAUGGGAAUUGUAGGCCAGCAACAUCUGGAGGGCCAAAGGCUACCCAGACCUGCUAUAGUGGAUUGAGCUAGAUGACCAUUGAGAUUCAAGCUGACUCCACAUUUUAUGGUUUUAUGGCCUUUGUUCAGCAUGCAGAGGUGAAAUUCUCCUACUUCUAGUGUGCAGAGAUUGAUCAGUAGCAAUCUUGUACUGGAGAGCUUGCCUUGUUCUGUGUUUGGAUUUCUUUAUCAUUUUGCUUUUCCUCCAAGGAAAUUAAAGCAGCAUUUUGGCCUUACAGCAAAACCCUCACAAGUCUAUGAGUCAGAUUAAGCCUACAGUUAAUUUGUUUAUUUUUAUUUAAGAGCAUUUUAAACAUCAAUAAGUAAUCUCAAAGUGGGGCACAAUAAACAAAGCAGAUACUAUUCUGAAGCAGGCACAAAAUAUUUGAUGGACCAAGAUCACCAGGAGAUAAUUUUAUUAUCUACAUGUUUGUAUAUGUAUAUAUGCAUUCUUUUUCUCUUUACAAAAAUAUGCACUGAAACUAGGCUGUGUUUAAGUGUUGGUUUAUUUAUUUUUAUUUUCUAGGACUUUUAUAAUGAGGUGGCCAAUCCCUUACUUACAGAAGUAGAGUUUAAGUACCCUGAAAAUGCCAUCUCUGACUUGACUCAAAAUAAUUUUAAGCACUAUUAUGCUGGUUCUGAAAUUGUUGUGGCUGGACGUAUUAUAGACAAUGACCUAAACAGUAUUACUGCAGAGGUGAAAGCUCAUGGGGUAAGUGCCUUGUUAGGUCUGGCAAUUAUAACAUGUGUGUGGUUAAACUUUCUUUCCUGGCAGUGCUUGCCAUUUUAAAAGGUAGGAAUAUAGCCCUGCUUAUUUAACUUAUAUGCAGAAGUCAUCAUGCGAAAGGCUGGGCUGGAUGAAUCCCAAGCUGAAAUUAAGAUCGCCGGAAGAAAUAUCAACAACCUCAGAUAUGCAGAUGACACCACCUUGAUGGCAGAAAGUGAAGAGGAAUUAAAGAACCUUUUAUUGAGGGUGAAAGAGGAGAGCAAAAUAUGGUCUGAAGCUCAACAUCAGAUCAUGGCCACUGGUCCCAUCACCUCCUGGCAAAUAGAAGGGGAAGAAAUGGAGGCAGUGAGAGAUUUUACUUUCUUGGGCUCCAUGAUCACUGCAGAUGGUGACAGCAGUCACGAAAUUAAAAGACACCUGCUCCUUGGGAGAAAGGCGAUGGCAAACCUAGACAGCAUCUUAAAAAGCAGAGACAUCACCUUGCCAACAAAGGUUCGUAUAGUUAAAGCCAUGGUUUUCCCAGUAGUGAUGUAUGGAAUUGAGAGCUGGACCAUCAAGAAGGCUGAUCGCCGAAGAAUUGAUGCUUUUGAAUUAUGGUGCUGGAGGAGACUCUUGAGAGUCCCAUGAACUGCAAGAAGAUCAAACCUAUCCAUUCUUAAGGAAAUCAGCCCUGAGUGUUCACUGGAAGGACAGAUCCUGAAGCUGAGGCUCCAAUACUUUGGCCACCUCAUGAGAAGAGAAGACUCCCUGGAAAAGAUCCUGAUGCUGGGAAAGAUGGAGGGCACAAGGAGAAGGGGACGACAGAGGACGAGAUGGUUGGACAGUGUUCUCGAAGCUACAAACAUGAGUCUGACCAAACUGCGGGAGGCAGUGGAAGACAGGAGUGCCUGGCGUGCUCUGGUCCAUGGGGUCACGAAGAGUCGGACACAACUAAACGACUAAACAACAAAUAGCUCUGUAGAUAAAGUUACAAGCUUCUUGUUGUGUGUGAGUUCAUGUUUCCUUGUGUGUGAGAGAAAGAAGAUUGCUUCUGAUCCUGUAGCUGCCUAUGAUUCCCAUUAUGCCUACCCCUAACCCAUUCCUGACCAACAUGGAAGUGAACUUGUCCAGAAUUUUCACUCCGUGAGUCACUGCCGUUUAGAUCCAUAUUUUUCAGCUUUCUGUCUGAAAACUUACCAAAACGAGAGCCAAAGGCCACUUGGCUAACCAACUCCCAUAGCUGCCUUCAUGAACAGCCAUUCCCCAUAGAUAUUACGCAGAGGUAUGAAAUAUUUAGAACCCAACCUUGCUUAUUUUUCACUUCCCUUCUUGCUGCUUUUUGUCUUUUGCCUUUUAUUUGCAAGCUAUUAUUUUAAACUGUAAAUUAACUUGGUUGCUUUGGGAAAAGGUAGUAUACAGAUGUUGCAAGCAAGCUAAUGAAUAAAAUGAAGUAUUUCUUUUAAAUGCCUAACAGGCAGAACAAGACGUGACUUACGCUGAACAAGCAGAUGUUGAAGAAACAGCUAAAGCUACUGAAGAACAGAAAUACAUAUUUGGGGAUUUUAUUGAGAGACUUUGGGCUUAUCUCACCAUUCAACAGCUUCUGGAAAAACGGUAUUGGACGGUGCUUUCUGAUGUCAUGAAUAAGAUCAAAAAUUUGGAGAAAUAUCCCACAUCUAAUCGAAUAAAGCUGAAAUCCAAUGCAAAAUUUCCUAGAGUGUGGACAAUUGAACAUGGUAGGACUGUACAUCAUAGGAUUGUUCUGGAAUUGCCCUCAUUUUUUUUAGGAGGGCAUUUGUCUUAAGUGGGAUAAAAGCACCCUUCCAAUGGAUCUGUCUUAUGCACGGCUUUUUUUCAGCCGGAACUCAGUUCUGGCACCUCUCAGGUGGGCACCAUUGCCAUUAUAAGCAAACAAGGGUGCGUUCCGACACCUCUUUUUUCUAUAACAAUAGCACUGGUCUUCUGCUUUGUGAAGUCAUUUCAAGUACAGUGAACCUUAAACCCUAAAUCUAGCUCUUCAGUUUCAGCCAUUCCCCGUAGCCGAAAACUUAAAUGCUUGUGACAUAGAGAGGUCUCCUCACUUGAUUAAAAGUCUUCCUUUUCCAAGGUGGGAGGAAAUAGUGUCUUGACCAACAAGCUACCAAAGAGGCAUCCGAUUAAAGUUUAUAAUCUACCCUAUAUAUCCAAUGUUCUCUUGAAGCCAUUGGAAUUGUAUUCUCUUUCAACCAUACUACUGUGCAUAUUUCAGAAUAGUUUGCCCUAAUUAAUGCCAUGUAAUCAUCUUACAUGGCAGUUCCCUAAAACAAAGAACUCUGCCUUCUCUGUUCUCCAGCCUCAGCUGAUGUUGUCAAAUAUAUUCCCUUUUUUUGGCCCACCACAUUUUUCAAAAUUGUUGCCAGAGUUGGGUGCAGGAUUUGCACUUUCAGCUGCUGCACAUAAGAAAGGCCCUCUGUCUCUAGCAGAGAUUUAUUGCAGAAGCAGUGUGAAUGCAGACACCCUUUAUCAUUUCUAGAAUUAUAUCUUAUUUCCCAUCAAGGAACAAAUACUUCUAUGCAGUUAUGUUGCAUUUAAAACACAGAGGUUCUGUUUUUAGCUAUUAUGAUGGUCAAUAGCCAUAGACAGACCUAUCCUACAUGGAGUACUCUAAUUCUUUUUUAACCAUCUGUGUCAUUGACUGCAACACUGAGGUGGCUCAUGUGUGACCCUCCUAAUGUUUUGGACCACAACUCCCCACAUCCCUGGCUGUGCUCGAUGGGGCUGAUGGGGAUUGGAGUCCCAACGACAUCUGGAGGGCCCCAGGCUAGCCACUUCUGAUGUAAUACAACAUAUGGGGGCAACCAAUUUACUUGAUGCUGUCCUUUCAUCCAGCAAUGUAGCAACGGGAGACGAAAAGACUAAUCUGACUGCUGAAAUCUUGGACAUGUCUCUGAAAUACAAGUUUGUGACUCCUUUAACAUCUAUGGUAGUUACAAAGCCAGAAGACACAGUGAAUGACACUGCAAUUGCUGACAAGCCUCUGGAAGGUAGAGAUAUAUUAUACCGUAUUUAUUUUAUUUUACCCAGGGGGUUGUGAUCCUGACUCCCAAUUUCAUUGUUGCAAAAUGCAAUAUUAAAAUCAGUGAAAACAACACAGUGUCAGAAGAAUGUGGCGGCUAAUACAUAUAUAUACCUCAGGUGUCAAUACCAUGCUUGAUUCAGUCUGUAGCAGUAGAAGUCUGCUCACCCUUGUGGUGCGGCGGUGUUGGUGGAUGGCAGAGACUCUUUCCAGGCCCCAGCAAGGAAUCCCAGGAUCGGCCUCCUGUUCUGAUGGGUGGCGUGGGUCUAAGCCCACACCACCUGUCAGGAGACGGAUCCUAUCCUGCACCCAGGAUUGGCGAAUGGGGGUGCAAGCUCGAAUGUGGGCUGGGACGGGGGACAGAGCUCUCUUCCAACUCACCCCCUCCACCCAUUCAAUUCCCCCGCAUAUCAUACAAAGACCCUCUAUUUAAAACCUUUUCUUAUGAGGCAAUAAUCAAUAUUUUUAUUUAUGGACAUAUUUAUGGAAACAUUUUUAGCUGAUUUUGCGCCCCCCCCCCCCGCCUGUGCCCCUGGCAGGGGCCUUCCUCAUCACCCCCUAGCUAUGACCCUGUUAGGAACCCCUGCUUGGAUUGACCAUAGUGUCACUUCCGGCAGGCGGGCUGGAAGUAUUUAAUUGCCCCAUGCCCAAGCCAAUCCUCUUUCAUCUGUAUUCAAUAUAUUGUGGCCUGUUUUGAUCCAAUAUCAGUCUUUGAUUUCUUGGGAUUGGGGGCUAGGGAGCACAACGCCUGGGACUGCAAGUUGUUAUUCCACAAUCCUUUAUAUAUCUGAUAUCUUGGAUGUAUCCAGAUUCUGUUGAGAAUGUUCUACUGUUCGUUUGCUUUCAAAGUACUUCAGGGCGAGCCCACACAUGAGGUGGAGUGAGGCAGUUGCCUCAGGUGGCAGAUCUGGCCUCUUUGUGCACUACUCGGUGCCUCAUGUACUUAGCAGUCUCUGCCGCCACCUUCUUCUCUGCUGCCUGCUCAGCUCCUUCUCCUCUAUGGCCUCCUUUUACUCCCUUGCUGCGCCGGGGCUUCCUCAGGCUGCCUCCAAUCACCUCAGACAGCAGCUGCAGAAGAGGUGGUGGCGGCAGCAGUGGUAGGGGGCACUGAGCAAAAGAAGGAGGAGGAGGCAGGUGAGGAGGGUGUAUGUGGCAUUUUCCGUUUUGCCUCAAGUGGCAAAAUGUCCUAGGCUGAAGUAAUCUAUGUCAGAAUGAAUGUUUCUAAAUGUUUAACUCUCCCUUUUCUUCUUCUUUUUUCUUUUCAUGUUGAAAACAGCUGAUGGUAAGUUUUAUUGCAUUGAUCGUUUUACUGUUAAUUAUUAUUUUACUUUCAUUAUUGAGCAAGUGUAUACUAAAUAGCUAUCAUGUGGGGACCCUUGUCCCUGGCAGGGACAGAUUGCACACAGUGUACCAAGUCAUUUGUGUAUCAUGCUGUUCGUUGCUUUGGAUGCUUUGGUGAUGGAAAGAAAACUGCCCCGAUUUCUCUGUAAGGAUUUUAAGGGAAAUUUUUGGAAUUAGUAGUCUAAACUGAGCACACAUAUGGUUAAUAUUGCUACUGCAAUUUUAAAUGCUAGUUAUGUUUGUGAUGUCAGAUCUAGAACUCAGAAAUAAUAAUAAUAAUAAUAAUAAUAAUAAUAAUAAUAAUAAUAAUGUGCAAAUACAAUAGCCAAAUGAUAACUGGACUACUAUAUAGGAGCUGAACAGACGAAUAUAAGGUGUACUUGCUUAAAUCACACUGCUACAAAACUGUUGAAGGUACAGGAGCUAUGCACUCCUUUGUAUCUGUCCACCCUAAGGACAGAAUGAAUCCAAUAACAUUUUUUCAUAGGUACAACUUUAACUGGACAGCAGUACAUAUCUCUUAUGGUCCAUGCCACUCUGACACAAUUUUCCCCAUAUUUAUGUUUCAUUUCCAUGAGAAUUUUUGAAAGAAUUCUUCUUAAAUACAUAUUUAAAUGCUUGAUGAAAUACAUUUUUAAAUGUGCAUUUCUCUAAAAACACAUAUAAAAUACUUAUUUUGCUCAAAAUAUGUAUCUAAAUGCAUGUUUUCUCUCACAACACACAUUUAAACAUUUACUUUCAUUCAGGAUACAUAUUAUAUUGCACAGUUGACAAGUUUAAACUGCAAAAACUGUGUCACAACAUUUAAAGAACUGCAAAACAAGGGUAGCUAUCUUUUGAUCUGCACAUUGAUCCAAAAUGUCAUUUCAGUAUAGGAAGUCACGUAAACAUCCCUAUGUUCUGAUAACCAUUUAGAAGACAAUUAGAGAAGAUACCAUAGGGAAAAUAGGGUGCAAUGUUUCAGAGCCCCAGAACAUGAGCCCAGCAAGAGAGCAGUGUGCAGGGUGGGGACCAAAGGUUGGCAAGCUACCCCAGAAGGAGUAGGAAGUGUCUCCCACAAGAGGUACUACCCUUCCCCUAAUACCCCAUAGACUCCAAGAACUCCAGCUACCAUUCAGAAAUCUAGUAAGACCUGUAUCUAACCAACUGCACAUUACAAAGACUGACAUCUGUGGUACAUAGGAACAUAGACUUGGCUUUAUACAACAUCAGGCCUUCUAAUUCAGUAUUGUCAACAACACUUGCUGGCACCAGCUCUCCUGGGUGGUAUGCCACUAAGUUUUACUGAGAGUAAACCUGCUGAAAUUAAUGAACACUAUUAAGCUACGUCCAUUGAUUUCAAUAGGUCUACUCUGAGUAAAGCUUAGUAGAGUACCACCCAGAUUUGCUCUGGAGGAUUGGGGAAACUCCCACAACACAUGGGUGCUGAGAGGGGGAUGACCCCUCAGUGCAUGAAAUGGAAUAUUUACCAUUGUGCUAGAAUACAAUCCAUAAUAAUCUGUGUUUAUUUUAUUGCCUGUAUCAUGGUUAUUUCACCUCUUUUGUUUAUUCCGUAAUAACAGCAACAUUUUUUCAAUGAAACUGUGAAGUAGCAUAAGAUUCAUUGAACCUUUACUUUUGUCUGUUCUGAUCAGGAACAGUAUAUAAUCAAGUUACGUUUAUUUAAAAUUGGUAUGAAAAUUCAUCUCUCUCUCUCUGACUCUCUCUCUCUCUAUAUAUAUAUGCAUUCUGUUUUGCCUCUAGUGUAACAUUUUCUUAUUUCUACAUAGCAUCACGUCCUGUUAUUCCAGCAUAUAGUGCACCACAACACUAUCACAGAUAUACCAGCGGUGAGUUUUGUUUGGAAUUGUUACAGAUAAUGGAUAGUGAGAUCUGUGGUCUAAAACACUUAAGUUCUACAGUCUCCGCGACAGCAUUCCAUAUUGUGACCAAUUUCCAUCAUAACACAGAGACAUAUCGGUAGUUCCCAGUUCAGAUUUCAUGAUGAGCCAGGGUUUGAAGAGUUAGGAAUGUUCUGGAAGGCUCCUGCUCUCCCUCUUCUCCUCUCGUAUUCAAGUUUCCUUCUUUACUUUCUGGUUUUCUCUAACCUUGGUAUGCCAUGACAUUCAAAUUGGACAGCAUUGCCAUAAAGCCAUAGUUUGGAUAAAGGGCAGGAUAGAAAUUUAAUAAAUAAAUAAAGUAGCAGCCCUGUUAGACCCCCAUAGGCAUUAACGCUUGGGUCGUUAUAGGCAUCCGAUAUCAUCCCUGCAUACCCUGUACACUCAUACACAAUAGUUCAUAAUUCAUGUAGUAAUUAAAUCAAUAACUCUUAAAUCAUUAUUACAUCACAUUAAAAUCAUUGUCAAAUGCAACUCUCUUUCUUAAGCUAUGACUAUGUAGGGGUGUGUGUGAAUGUGUUUGAUCCCAAUUAGUAAAGCUAUUUUUGUGAGAAUAGGUGGUUCUAGCAUGCUUAAGGCAGAAUUACAUACUGUACUAUGAAACAAGCAAGUGGUUCCUAACUCUCUGUUUGCCUCCUAACUCUAAUUGGGGAGGAGCAUUUGUCAGGAAGAAUUGGCAGGCGGGAGAGGGUGGCGCCUAACCCUUCCAGAACUACUUUGUCCCUGCAAAUCCCAACAAUCCACGCCAUACUCCUACUAUUUCCCUUCUGCAAGGUUCUGAGGUUGGAAGUAAGACUAGUUGAGAGGAAAACAUCCUAGGAGGAGAAUUUAUUCAGGUUAGGCACCCAAGUAUCAGUUUAGUUUUGCCCUACAAAGAUUCUACCCCCAGCCCCACCAAUGUUCAUGUUACUAAGGCAAACAGAGUUGUAAGGAACCACAUCUGCUGCAGGAACAUGUAGUUCCAUCCAAACUUUGUAAUGGAUUGUGAACUUUUUCUGGAGCACAGUAAGGGCAUUACAGGCAGAGAUAAUUUCUCUCCGCAUUUCUGGAGUCUUUCUGUAUUCUUUAAAUGUGAAAUGAACUUGUGCUUUCAGAGAAUGAUCAGUGAUCUAAUUGUAAAUAUCCAUUUGCAGUCGAUGCAGAUCCACACUUCAUUAUUGAUGUGCCCCAAAAAGAAGAUGCUCUUUGCUUUAACAUUAAUGAAGAGCCAGGCGUUGUGUUAAACCUAAUCAGAGACCCAACUACAGGUAAGCUUUUAUCACACAUGCUGAGCACCACUUGCCACUCUCUGAGUGCAGAGUCUGCAGCCUUGAGCCCCAUGUAGCUAUGAAAGUGCUCAGUAACACCCUUGCAUAAGGACAUGGGCUGCUCCUCCUCAGCUCUUGGUUGCUGUGCAGUCCCAUCCAGCUGGUACCUACAGCUACCCACCCACCCUCACAUACACACACAUACACACACACAUGCACCAGCAUUGUUUUCAGCCAGUGUGGUGUAGUGGUUAAGAGUGGUGGACUCAUAAUCUGGUGAACUGUGUUCGCUUCCCCGCUCCUCCUCAUGCAGCUGCUGGGUGACCUUGAGCUAGUCACACUUCUUGAAGUCUCUCAGCCUCACUCACCUCACAGAGUGUUUGUUGUGGGAGAGGAAGGGAAAAGAGAUUGUUAGCCACUUUGAGACUCCUUAGGGUAGUGAUAAAGCGGGAUAUCAAAUCCAAACCCUUCUUCUACUUUCCAAUAGCUAGAUGCACUUGGAGCCUGUUAUCUCUGUUUUCACUACAAGAGGGAACCUGCAGGAUCUGACAGAUGCCUAAAGGUGGCUUGGGUGGUGUGAUGGGAUGAUGAGCUGCUUGUGCGUAAAAUCGUAUCCCCUCAGAGUUUGUUCAAGUCCACAAACCUCUGUCUGUGACGGAGCCCCUCAGACAUGGCUCCUCUAGUCACUGGCAGAUUCCGACAGUGGUUGCUUUCGGAUUUCUUCCAACAUAAAAGCUCCUUAACGGAAACACGUCUUCUGGACUCUCUGCGUGACAGUUUCCGGCGAGGAGUGGGUGUCCCUACAGGAGGUCCUGAAACCUCCCCACUGUUUUCGCUGGAAGUGUCUCUGAGCCAUCCCUCCAGCUCACUUUCCCUCAGCUCAGCUCCUCUCCCCCUACUGGUUCCCUCUUCAGCUGCUGAGUCUCUCCCACCCUGUGUGAGCCCUUUCACCUCCCUUCCUUCCGAUGGCAGUUCCCUGACAUCCACCUCCCCCUCCAGGGCCCCCUUCACCCCCUCUCGCCCCCUCCUCUACGGGCGGUGAGGAGGCAAAACCCGGAAUGAACUUCCUUCAUCUUCCGAUGUCUCGAACACUUCUCUCCACCUGUUGCGGUUCCUGGUCUCGAAGUACUCCUCCUCCUCAGAGUCCAUCUCCCCUUCCCCUUCCGAGUCCAGGAAUCCUUCCAACUCCUCCUCCUCAUCAGUGGUCCCAAAGUAUUCCCUCCGGAACCUCUCCACAGGCUGAGGUUUCCUUGGGAACCUUUGAUGGAACGUUUCUAUCAAUACCUCGUCAUUGAUAUCUUCGGCCAUUACCCAAGUGUUUUCUGACUCCGGUUCUCCUUCCCACGCUACCAAAUACUCCACCUGAUCCCCCUUCCACCUGGCGUCGAGGAUUUCUGCCACAUGGCUGCUGCAUUCUCUUUCUUCUAUGACCGGUCCCAGUGGCCAUCCCUUCUCGUCCCCCCUGGUACGGUGACAGUAACGACCUGUGAAAUACUGGGUGCAGUUUCAUGUGGUUGGGUAACCGGAGCCUGAAAGCCACUGGGUUGACCUGUUGAAUGACCUCAAAGGGACCCAACCUCCUGGGUCUUAAUUUCUUACAACCUCCUUUGAGCGGCAGCCCUUGGGUUGACAGCCACACCCUAUCUCCCACCCUUAUGGUUUCACCUUCCCUUCGGUUCUUGUCUGCCUGCCUCUUGUAUUCUUCCUUCGCCCUUUCUAAGUUGAGUUGGAGCUGACGAUGGAUUGCUUCCAUUUCUUCUACAAAAUGCUCGGCUGCCGGGACGCUCCAUCUCUCCCCUUCUCCCCCUGGGAAAGCCCUGGGAUGACACCCAUAAUUAGCCAAGAAGGGGCUCAUCCCUGUGGACACAUUCUCGGCAUUGUUGUAGGCAAAUUCCGCCAGCGCCAACUUUUCUACCCAGUCAUUCUCUCUGUCAUUGACAUAACACCUCAGGUAUUGCUGGAGGACACCGUUUGCUCUUUUCCAUCGGUUUUUGUAAAUCCACAUGCAGGAGUUGUUGUUCCGAGGCGAAGGCCCUUUUUAGUUCCUCAAAUGCUCGCUCCGCCUCCUCAGUCCAAACGAACUUCUUCUUACUGCUGAGACAGUCCGUAAUGGGCGCCGUCAGGUGGGCAAAGUUUCGGAUGAACUUACGAUAGAAGUUCCCAAAUCCUAGGAACCUCUGCACAUCCUUCCUUGUUUUGGGUGUUUUCCAUUCCAGCACCGCCUGGACCUUGCCGGGAUCCAUGGCCAAUCCCUUGUCUGACAGGCGAUACCCCAGGAAUUCCACCUCCUUGGUAUGAAACUGACACUUCUCCAGUUUCACCCACAGCUGGUUGGCUUGCAGCCUGCUCAACACUUCUCUGACGUCUCUCACAUGCUGCUCCUCAUUCUCAGAAUACACCAACACGUCGUCUAAGAAGGCCACACAAUUCUUGUAAAGCAAAGGCCCCAGGACGUGGUUCAUCACCGAUUGAAAGCAUGCGGAGCCUGCUUGUAGGCCGAAGGGCAUAACUAAAUAUUCAAAUGCCCCUAAAGGGGUGAACAUGGUGGUUUUCCAUUCAUCCCCCUUCCUUAUUCGUAUCAGGUUGUACGCCCCCCUUAGGUCCAGCUUUGUGAAAAUCUUUCCCUUCCGCACCCUUGUCAAAAUGUCGUCAAUCCUGGGCAUAGGGAAGGCCACUGGUUCUGACACUGCAUUUAAGGCCCUGAAGUCACACACCAGCCUCGGCUUGUUCGUGUUUUUAUCCACAAAAACACUGGGCUGCCCCACCGCCCUGGACUCUCUGAUGAACCCUCUCUUCAGGUUCUUGUCAAUGAACUCUCUUAGCUCCUGCAUCUCUCUGUCUGACAUGGCGUACAGCUUGCCUACAGGGAGCUGUGCCCCAGGGAGUAAAUUGAUUUGACAGUCAAAGGGUCUAUGCGGGGUAGUUGGUCAGCUUCCCUUUCGCUGAAGACGUCGCGGAGAUCUGCGUAUUGUCGUGGUACCUUCACGUUCUCCGUUACUUCAGUCCCUGCUAGGGUGGCUUGGGCCCCUGCCAAACCCUUUCCCUCUUUGCAAUGUUCUAAGCAAUGUGCUGAACCAAAAGAAACCACUCUCUGAUGCCAGCCCACCAGCGGAUCAUGUAACGCUAGCCAGCUCAUCCCCAAUAUAAUGGGAGCUCCUCCCAAGGUGGCCACAUUAAACGCUAUCAGUUCGGUGUGCCUUGCCACCUUCAUUAUCAUUGGGACGGUCUGCAAGCUGACUUCUCCUCCCAACAGCUCCCUGCCAUCGAUCGUGGUCACCUGCAGGGGUUGCUUAACGGGAUCGUCUGUAUCUGGUGUUCAGCUGCAAACUCUUUGCUCAUGAAAUUGCAGGAGCUGCCUGAGUCCAACAGCGCCUUUAUCUUUAGAGGGUGUCCGUUUGGCAGCUCUAGCGCCACUUCUAUCACUAGGGCGGGUUUAGGAGGUUCUGGCUUGGGCACUCUCACUGCUCUUUGGCCUGGCUGCUGUGCCCCGACGGUGGCAGCCAGGCGUUGGCGUUGGCUUGCUCCGGUAUUUCUUCCUCUCUUCCCUCCACAGCUCCUACCAUCCCUUGCCAUUCCUUCCUCUGGGGGCAGACUCUGGCAAAGUGACCUGGCUGUUGGCAGAGAUAGCAUUUCCGGGCGCCUUUUCGCUCCUUCUUUCCCCCCUCACUGGGCUUUGAAACUGCGCGCGCGCGCGCUGUUCCGAUUUCCAUCGGCUCUGCCGGCGGGAAAGUUGGCUCUGGAAUGUCUGGAAUGCGUAACUCCUUCCAACGUUCCCCCUUCCCUUCCCGCCUCUCCAAUGCUCUCACCUCCUGGCGCGCUCCUAUGGUCAGCGCUGAUUUGGUCAGCUGGUCCAUAGACUCCACCCUGGGCGCCCGGGAAAGUUCGUCUUUCACAGCCGAAGAAAGCCCUUCUUCAAAGAGCAUGUGAAUGGGUUCCGCCGAUAAGUCCCACCCCAAUCUGUGAACCAGCAUGGUGAACUCAGUCCAGUACUCACGGACAGAUCGGCUCCCCUGUUUGCAAGCCAUUAACUGUCUGCGCACCACUCCCUGUUCAAUAUCGCUGGAAAACAUCAGAUCCAUGGCGCGAAAGAACUUCAUCGUGUCCUUUAGGAGGUCACUAUUCGCUGCCAUCAGGGGUCUAACCCAGUCUCUCGCCCCCUUUUCAAGAUGCCCAAUCACGAAAGCCACUCGUGAUUCCUCGUCAGGGAAUUCAUCAAACUGCAGAUUGAGGGCAUAUUGCAUCUCUGUCCGAAAGCCAUGAUAGUCUUUGGGCUCCCCCCCAAACUUCUGCACCAAUCCUGGUACCUUUCUGGCGAGCUGGGUGGCUUUCCCCUUGUUGUCUGCAUCCUGAGCCCUCCUCUCCUCAAGCCUCGCCGUCUGCAGCGCUAGCUGGACCUCCAACACCCGGUACCUUUCUUCCAGGCUUGGACCCGCUCCAGCUCCUGCUUCUCCGGUUCCGGCUGGGUUGCUCAUGAUGCCUUCUCCUGCACAAGCUGCUUUCAAAGACUGUCGGAAUGCUGUGAUGGGAUGAUGAGCUGCUUGUGCGUAAAAUCGUAUCCCCUCAGAGUUUGUUCAAGUCCACAAACCUCUGUCUGUGAUGAGCCCCUCAGACAUGGCUCCUCUAGUCACUGGCAGAUUCCGACAGUGGUUGCUUUGAAUUUCUUCCAACAUAAAAGCUCCUUAACGGAAACACGUCUUCUGGACUCUCUGCGUGACAGUUUCCGGCGAGGAGUGGGUGUCCCUACAGGAGGUCCUGAAACCUCCCCACUGUUUUCGCUGGAAGUGUCUCUGAGCCAUCCCUCCAGCUCACUUUCCCUCAGCUCAGCUCCUCUCCCCCUACUGGUUCCCUCUUCAGCUGCUGAGUCUCUCCCAACCUGUGUGAGCCCUUUCACCUCCCUUCCUUCCGAUGGCAGUUCCCUGACAGGUGGGAAGUCAGUAAGGCCAGACUAGAAUAAAAGGAUCUUUGAUAGUUUCAAACUGAGAGUUUUCUCCAACAGCAAUCUGGGGUUCAGCUAAGGCCUUUUAUCCUGUCCCCUUCUGGUGGAGUUCCUUAGGGAGGUAGUCCUCUGGCAAUUUUUUAUAUUGUAUAUUUAGUUGUCCAUAGAAAACUGCUCUUUUAGCUACCAAGGCUUAUUUUUCUGAAGAAUUUUUAUUUACUUAUGCCCCUCCUUUUCUUUUUAGGUAUUUCUGUCAAUGGGCAACUUAUUGGCGAAAAGAAGAGCAGUAAUGAUGUAGGGUCAAUACACAAUACCUAUAUUGGAAGACUUGGGAUUCGAAAUACGCAGUUGAAUGUAAAGCUUGAAAUAACUCCUGAGAGUAUCACUCUUCACAAUGGCACAAAGCAAAUGAUGUUCACAUGGCUUGAUGAAGUUACCUUACUACAUCCUAGGUAAAAUUCACACACCAAGCAUGUUUUAAAAUAUAUUUUUUCUUAAGCAAAGAAACAGAUAACAGAAGACAUAAAAGAUAAGGAAGGACUGUAGCUCAGUGGCAAAGUAUCUGCUUGGCAUGCAGACUCAGGUUCAAGCCCCAGUAUGUAUGGGUAGGGCAGAGAAUAUCCUUGCCUAAAAUCCUGGAGAAAUGCUGCCAGUCAGUGUUGACCAGACUUUUUCAACCUCAGGUCCCUAGAUGUUGUUGGACUACAACUCCCACCAUUCCUGGCUAGCAAGACUAGUGGUCAAGGAUGAUGGGAGUUGUAGUCCAACGACAUCUGGGGACCCAAGAAAGGCUGAUGUAGACAAUACUGAGCUAUAUGGACCACAGGCCUGACUCAACACAAGGCAGCUUCCUAUUCUUAAAUACACUUCCCCAAAGUCUUUUAUUCGAGUUGCUGUAGCGAUUUGUAGUGUUAACCAUUGAAUGCACCUGUUCAUACUGUAUUUCUUUAUCCAAACUAGUUUGACUUUGAAAAUCAUUCGGAAAAAGAGCCUGGAAUUUUCAAUGGGAGAAGGAGCAACAUUUAUAGUGGUUUUGCAUCAGUCAUGGAGCAAACAUGCAGUACAUCCGAAUUUUCUAGGAUUUUACACGUUGGAUAGUCACAGGUUGUCUGGGCGUACCCAUGGUUUAUUAGGUAUGAAUUUGUGAAAUGAUUGAUAUGCUGAACAUGAAAAGCAAUAUUCAUUUUCCAGAAGUAUGGAAACCUUAUUUGAAUUGAAAACCUUUGGGGCAAGGAGUAAACCACAAUGUGCAAAUAUUUAAACAAAGGAGGAAAGUAACAAGUUUGAUAGAUGGGAGCGGGAAAAGGAUGGGGGAAAUAAGAUAUUUCCUUCUUAGUAAGUUCUGCUGAGCAAAAGAAAGCAUGCUUUUCAGUAAACCUAAUAAGAUUAGGCUGUACAUUUGUUUGUUUUUAAGUUUGGGACCUCUUACGUGCGUGCAAUGCAGCUUCUGAACGUUAAAAAUGUAAACAGUGCAGUGUUUUUCCUUAAUUUCCCCCCUGUCAAGUGUCUUAUAAGGAUUGGAAAUUUUUGCCUUGCCAUCAUUUUGCAAGCUAGGAAACAAGAGCUUAAAUGUGCAUAAUGACCAGGUUUUCCUAUCAUUAUGCCAUUCACAGUGAUAGUUACACAGUUUUAGACCCUGGACAUAAUGGUCUGGAAGUGACUCUUUAAAAUGUAAUGUGUAUUCUUACUAGUAAUUCAGUUCCGCCAUGGCUAGGGGCCUCCUACUCAUUCUAAAGAGCGGGACCCUGGCCUUCUGCUUCCUGGUCCUGCCCUAACAGCACCACUGGACAUCCAUAAAUUUGGCAUCAUUCCAUGAAAAACAUCCCAGUGGAUACCUAUAUCUCUUAUCAGUCCAUAAUGUUACAGCUACCACAAGAGCAAUUGUAUUUGACCAGUCUACAAACUAAAUAAAACUAAGAAAUAGACCAUGUUCCUAACUAGGGAUGUUUGAGAAAUUUGUUAUUUGUAGAUUCUGAUAUAAACGGACCUGAUCUGUAGCUCCAGCUCUAAUGGAGACUGGAAUUUAGUUAUGCAUCAGCUUUCCUGCUUUCUGAAUGUCCCUGACAUGGUUCUCAAUUUUGCAUUUUUAUUUUAACAAAAUGCUUUCAAAUGUUUUAAGAUAAAAUGUAUUUAGGCAGCAAUGCUAUUCACACAUACUUUGGAUGAAUCAAGCUGCACUGUACUCAGUGGGACUUCUGAAUAGAUUUAUAGGACUGCGCUAUAGAUAGAUCUGUCUAUGCACUAGACAUACAAUGCAUAUUUUGAGAGAAAAUGCAUUUAAAAACACAAAUUUAAAUACAUUUUUGGUGCAGAAUCUAGUAUUACAUUAAGUGCCAUGAGGAACUACUAUUUUAAUUCCAGUUCUAGAUGAUUGUGAAAGAACAAUUCCCUCAGCACCACUGAAAGAUCUUAGUGUGGAAGCAACUCAAACCCAUAGUGAUAAUUGCUAUUGCUUUUUUUACCCUUUAGGGCAGUUUUUCCACCCAAUUGACUUUAAUAUACUUGAAGUCCACCCUGGGUCUGAUCCUCAGAAACCAGAUGCUACAAUGAUUGUGAAAAAUAACCAGCUGACAGUAACCAGGUAAACAGCAAUUCAGGUAUCUGAGAAAUAGUAUUUUGCCUGCAUGAAGCUCUGGCUUUUAAUUUUAAUACUGUAUAUUUUUUCUUUUCUUUUUAGGGGAUGGCAGAAAGAUUACACAGAAGAUGUAAAGCAUGGUACAAAUGUCCCUUGUUGGUUUAUUCACAACAACGGGGAAGGUCUAAUUGAUGGCAUAUACACAGACUACAUUGUUCCUAGCUUGUUUUAG
Messenger RNA from Podarcis lilfordi (Lilford's wall lizard), 38055 nucleotides. NCBI's taxonomy places the organism in Eukaryota, Metazoa, Chordata, Lepidosauria, Squamata, Lacertidae. The record is from the annotation of a GenBank genome assembly.